This is a messenger RNA of Trichomonas vaginalis G3, 174 nucleotides long. RefSeq lists its product as uncharacterized. The annotation marks the transcript as partial. Lineage: Eukaryota; Parabasalia; Trichomonadida; Trichomonadidae. The transcript has a single exon. The record is from RefSeq and is a predicted model, not a curated record.
UUUUUUAUCUACAGUCAAAUGACUCAGUCAAAUCCUACGGACAAGACCCAAGGGGUCAUAGAUGUUGAAGCAUUGAAGAAAGAAAUUCGUGAACAAAUUUUAUCCGAACUGAAGGAACAAAAACAGAACAAAAGCCAGAGAGACCAAAGAGAAAACUUAGUGAAAAACAACUAG